This is a messenger RNA of Brugia malayi, 918 nucleotides long. Its product is annotated as transcription elongation factor S-II (TFIIS), putative. Lineage: Eukaryota; Metazoa; Nematoda; Chromadorea; Rhabditida; Onchocercidae. Gene Ontology annotation, biological process: transcription elongation by RNA polymerase II; DNA-templated transcription. Gene Ontology annotation, molecular function: zinc ion binding; nucleic acid binding. The transcript has 8 exons. Bases 1 to 918 code for a protein of 305 amino acids. The record is from RefSeq and is a predicted model, not a curated record. Gene Ontology annotation, cellular component: nucleus.
AUGGUGUCCUGUGAAGAGGAAGUGUUGCGAAUUGGCCGAAAAUUUGAACGAAUGAUACAAGGAACUAAGACGAUGAAUGAUGCGAUGGAAUUAUUGGAUGCAUUAGCGGCAUUACCUAUCGACAUCAAUAUCCUUACUAAAACUCGUAUUGGUAUGACAAUCAAUGAUUUACGCAAGAAAACCAGCGAUGAACAGAUUGCUAAGAGAGCUAAAGUUUUGAUUAAGGAAUGGAAGGUUUUGUUGGCCAAUAAAACGAGUAGUAGUAAGGGCGAUGCGAAAGAUGCUGUAACAAAGAGUAAUUCAUCAGCAUCACUUUCUUCAACAUUUAGUGAAAGCUCCAAACAUUUGUCACAAUCUUCUGCACCACAAAAAAAUACAGCUAAUUCUUCAACGCCUUCAAUGGCAACCAGGAAACAGCUUCUUCCUGAUGAGGUCCGGAAUAAGUGUGCUACGAUGAUUCUCGAUGCUCUGCUUUCAAAGGAACUACCGGAUGGAACUCUUGAUCCCGAAGAAUUGGCAAUUAGAACUGAGAGGAAAUUGUUCGAGGUUCAUCGUGGUACUUCGGAGAAGUACAGAGCAGCCUUACGAAGUCGGGUGUUCAACUUGCGUGAUAAAAAGAAUUUGGUUCUGCGUGAAAAUGUGUUGAUUGGUGCUGUAACUCCUGAAAAAUUCGCAGUAAUGACAGCUGAUGAAAUGGCAUCGGAUGAAAUGAAAGCACAACGAGAGAAAUUUACCAAACAGGCAAUUGAAGAAUAUCAGAUGGCAGUUCAGGAGGGAACUCCUUCUGAUAUGUUUAAAUGUGGGAAAUGUGGGAAGAAAAAUUGCACCUAUACACAAGUGCAGACACGUAGUGCAGAUGAACCUAUGACGACGUUCGUUUUUUGUCGCGAAUGCGGCAAUAGAUGGAAGUUUUGUUAG